AUGUCCUUUUUAUCUAUAAGGAGCCGAAUUAUUCAGACGACGUGUUCUCACCUGUCUCUUGAGGAAGGGAGCAACGAUCCGGAGCUAGAGGCGCCUCUUCUCGUGAGUGCCCCGGAUCAGCGUACCUACAAGAUGGAAGUGGAAUGGAAGAACAAGAUCGGAAAGCUCUUAUGGCUCACAUGGUCCUUCGGACUCGUGGGAAUCGACAAUGGAAUCCUGGGGCCAAGUCUGCUGGACCUGCGUUCUCUGCUACAUGUUGACAUGUACCAAAUGAAUCCAAUUUUCAUUUGUCAAGGAAUUGGAUUCAUUAUCGGUUGCAUUAUAGCCGGAUUGCUUUCAGAAAAAAUCAAUCUCGACAUGUUUCUCGGUGUCUCCCUUUUGCUCGGUUCAGCCAAUAAUGUCUUCAUCCCUCUCACACACAGCAUCUACCUCAUGUCAACUUUCUUCUUUAUGCAAGGACUCACAAAGGGUCUUGUUGAUGUCAUUUGCUUGGUCAUCUGCCUCCGACUGUUUCCCAACAAACGCAACUGGCAAAUGCAGUUUGUCACGGUGGCUGCAUCCCUUACCUCAUUCCUUGUUCCAUUCAUUGUGGUCCAAUUCCAGAGCCGGCCCCUGGGACGGAUCCCAAAUACUCCUAAUCCACCAGCAUUCGAAGCUAUCCCUUCCCACAGCAACAGUAGCAGCACCCCCAAUGAAAUUCAGAUCAUGAGUCCCUCUCACAUUGAGUAUGCUUUUUUCAUUACGGCAGCUAUCAUGGUGCCACCGAUUAUCGCCUUCUUCUACUUCUUCAUCCGGGAUGGUUGCCAGGCAUCUGUAAAUGGUUAUGAAACUGAUGAGAUGAACCAACCUAUCGUUGACCAGAACAAAUACCCAUGGGAAAAGAAAUGGAAAAUGAUCGUCCUGCUGUUUCUUUUCCAUAUUCCUAUUUUUGGUAUCCUCCUUGCCUACAGCAACCUCCUUACAAGUUAUGGCAUCGCCAGUUCUUUGAAUUUUACGAAAGCAGAAUUAGGUCAAUUUUUCAUGGAUCUAUCUCAGUCUAUUUGUUUACUUUUCUUUCUUUCUUUCUUUCUUUCUUCCUUUCUUUCUUCCUUCCUUUCUUUCUUUCUUUCUUUCUUCCUUUCUUUCUUUCUUUCUUUCUUUCUUCCUUCCUUCCUUUCUUUCUUUCUUUCUUUCUUUCUGCCAGUUAAUAAUCAUCUACCACAUUAG
Molecule: messenger RNA, 1206 nt
Organism: Acanthosepion pharaonis
Lineage: Eukaryota; Metazoa; Mollusca; Cephalopoda; Sepiida; Sepiidae
Source: the annotation of a GenBank genome assembly